This is a messenger RNA of Hymenoscyphus albidus, 1716 nucleotides long. The record is from the annotation of a GenBank genome assembly. Lineage: Eukaryota; Fungi; Ascomycota; Leotiomycetes; Helotiales; Helotiaceae.
AUGGUUGCCGAACAAUUGCGACCCCUUCUCCUCCCUCAAAAUCGCAAAGUGCGACACCUUCAAGGAAUAUAUAUCCGAAACCUUACAAUAUCACGCCCACGCGUACAUACCAUUGAUGAUGCGGCACUCAACAAAACGCCUGAGAAGCUCGAAACUCUACGUGAGCCACAAUUACACCAUGCAGCCUCGUCAGGAGAUCUGCGGAGACCGGCAAAGGAGCGAAGGACGAGUUCGAAUUGGGUGGGCGCAAGCCCCGGGCUGAGGCAGAAGAAGCUGGAGGAUGUUAUUGAUAGCCGGAUGACGGAUACGUUCUUUACGAUUCAUUGCGACGGGCAGGAGGAUCCGAUUUAUGUCAGCGAAGUGGUGGAAAAGGCAAUGAACCCAAACUUUCGACACUUUGACCUUUCCGGGCUAGGUCCAGCGAUUGCUCGAAUGGAUACCGUCACAAUUCGGGUCUGGGUCAAGAAGACGGAUUUUAUACCAUUAUUGGAGGAAGAGGUCAACCUACGGUCCCUUUGCUUCAUCGGCUCACUCGAAAACCAUAUUUUCCCACAGAACUCUAUUGUUUUCCAGCUCGUUGAUGGCACAUAUACCAUGGAAAUAGCGUCGAGACCGCCGAAGCCGAAAACUGCCCCCUCAUUGCCAACUUCUUCAUACAGUGCUCUUAUGCGACUGUCAAACUUGGACGAGUCGAUACAAGAUGCGCUGGCAACUCGGGAGGAGCUUGCAAAUCAGAUCAAUGCAAUAUUCAAGGAAAUACCGGUCAACGACGCUCCACAAGCACGAGAAGAGGCAGCGCUUACAAACCGAUAUGUGACAUCUGAGCGGAAGUUACUCAAACAGUCCAUACGAAAGCGGGCAGAAUUGAAGGUUUCUAUAGCUACGCGAAAAGAGGCCAUCAAAGUCGGACAGGAAGUACAAGCUCGAACGCAAGAAGAUAUUGAUAAUGCGCAAGACAAGCUGGAGAAAUGUCGGACACUAUUAGCGGAGAACACUACGGAGCUACACCAACAGCGCCGACGGAUAUGUGAGGAUCUUCUUCACAUUUUUCCGAUCGAGCCGACGAAAUCACCGCUAUUAUUUACAAUCUGCGGGCUGCCCCUUCCGAAUUCUCAGUUCGACGACAAGGAUGAGGAUACGAUUUCCGCCGGAUUAGGUUAUGUAGCACGUGUGGUUUACAUGCUUCAGUAUUAUCUUGGUGUUCCUCUUCCAUAUCCAAUAACACAUCUUGGAUCUCGAUCUUUGAUCAACGACCACAUCUCCAUCUUACAAGAUAACCAGCGCACUUUCCCUCUUUAUAAUAAAGGGACUUUACGUUUUCGAUUCGAAUACGGUGUCUUCUUACUGAACAAAGAUAUCGAAUGUUUGGCAGAAAGUCAGGGACUCAAAGUCCUUGAUAUCAGACAAACCUUACCGAACUUAAAGUAUCUCCUCUAUGUUUGUAGUGCAGGGACCAGCGAGCUUCCGGCACGAAAAUCCGGGGGUGUAAAGGGUUUACUUUCUGUUGCAAAACCAUGGGAUCAUUCCUCAGCUUCGAGUAGGAGGGGAAGUGCUGAUAGCGGUGUUUCAGGUGCUGCUGGAGAUCAAUUACGUUUGGCGAUGGAGAAGGAUGGGGAUAAGAAGGCGUUGAAGGUUGGGAGUGGGAAUGGGAGUGCUUUUGGGCUUGGUCAUGUACAGAGUUUGAGGACCAGUGGGCUAAGGGAGAAUGUUUACUGA